AUGGCUUUCUUUCCAGCACCCGGCUACAUGCCUGUUUAUAACCCGACUCUCCCUUACCAUCAGCCUGUCCCGGGGGGACUCCAUCCUGGGAUGUCUGUCUACGUGCAGGGCAAAGUGCCCAAACAUACCAAGAGAUUCCGGGUGAACUUUGCCUCUGGCCAGCAUGAGGGGGCUGACAUCCCCUUCCACUUCAACCCUCGCUUUGAUGGGAAGGACAGAACUGUGCUCAACACCUUCCAGUGUGGCAGGUGGGGAAACGAAGAGCUCCAUAAGAUGCCCUUCCGGAAGGGCGAGCAUUUCGAGAUCAUCUUCGUUGUCAAUGACGUUGGAUACCAGGUCCUGGUGGACAGAAACCCCUUCUGUAGCUACGGGCACAGACUCCCCCCACAAAGCGUGCAGGUUGUGAGCGCUGAUGGAGACCUGGAGCUGGAAUCUCUGACCGUGAUGGGAGGAUCAACGAUGGGAAACAUGAUGAUGACAUCCCCAGCAGUCUACCACCCACCGGUGCCCUACACGGGCGACAUUCCUGGAGGUCUGGCAUCCAAGAGGACCAUCACAAUACGAGGCUUUAUUCCAAAGAACGCUAGCAGGUUUGAAAUCGAUUUAAUGGCUGACCAGAAUAUCGUUCUGCACAUUAAUCCACACAUGAAACCAAGGAGAUAUGUGGUGCGCAACUCUUGCCUUAAUGGCAGCUGGGGAGCUGAGGAAAACAAUCUCCUCUUUAACCCUUUCCAAUUCGGGCAAUACUUUGAGAUCUCAAUCUGCUGUGACAGUCACAAGUUCAAGGUUUACACCAAUAGCCGCCACCUGUUCAACUUUGCUCAUCGUUAUGCCAUUAUUGGACACAUCUGCACUAUGAAUAUCCAAGGAGAUGUGACCCUUUCCUACAUCAAGUACUAA
Molecule: messenger RNA, 900 nt
Organism: Protobothrops mucrosquamatus (brown spotted pit viper)
Lineage: Eukaryota; Metazoa; Chordata; Lepidosauria; Squamata; Viperidae
Product: galectin-4-like
Exons: 8
Coding region: 1-900 (299 amino acids)
Molecular function (GO): carbohydrate binding
Source: RefSeq, a predicted model, not a curated record